CCACCGGCUCCCAAACCCUGUUGGACGUUCACCCGUUCGUACCGCAUGACUACGAUGUGCUGCAACUGUUCGAGUGAAGAUCUACGGACCGGCUCGGACAGACUUACCCUACCCGGCAGAAUAUCCGACAGGGCAUAUCGCGACCCGCUGCGACACUGGAGAAUGGAAUGGUCUGAUCUCUCCCUUGUGUUGCAUCAAAUACGUUCAGCAGACGAGGUCAUGCUCGUCCGCGGCCCGCUGGCCUAUCUCGUGAUGCUGCUCUUGUUUUCAACGUACGUUGUAGUUCGCGACUCUCGGGGCCCUGACGGCAGCGUAUAAGAUGCACGGAGCAACCUUCUGGACGCCUCAUCAGCUAUGGCUCUCUGGUCACUCGUGUUCAUGGGUACCCUGACUCUUGUCGGAGCAUCUGCACCUGCAGGUCCUUGGGACGCGUUCAACUUUGCACCAACAAGCAGGACAAUGUUUCCUACCGCGGUGAAAGAGGUCUCCGGAUCCGUGCACAACGUCCACAACCUCGUCUCGCGGGGUAGCGCAACGUUGAUCGGCAAUGGCUCAUGGGUCGCGCUUGACUUCGGCAUCGAGAUCGGAGGACUUGUCUCAUUGAACUUCGACGAUGUGUCAAGCACGUCGUCUAUAGCGCUUUCGUUCACCGAGUCGCCUGUCUUCAUUAGUCCUGUGACCUCUGAUGACUCUACAUACCCGUCUGCGAAUCAGUCUUACGACGGCGUUCUCCAAGUUCCUUCCCCUCUUCCCACCGGGUUCUGGACCCAGCCGGCCGAGAGAUUACGGGGCGGCUAUCGUUUCCUGACCAUCGUUUCUACGUCGAACGACUCCGUCACAAUCUCUAAUGUAUCCUGUGCUAUCUCUUUCGCGCCUCAUAUCUCGAACCUACGCGACUACAGCGGGUACUUCUAUGCCUCUGACCCUGUCUCCCACGACAGGAACUUCUUAACCAAGAUAUGGUACGCCGGGGCAUACACCGUUCAGACUAACACCGUUCCAUUGCACACUGGCAGACAGAUUCCGAUGGUCUCGUCACCGGGCUGGGCGAAUAAUGCUACGCUCGGUGUAGCCGGCCCCAUCAUCGUCGACGGCGCCAAGCGCGACAGAGCAGUCUGGCCAGGCGACAUGGGUAUCGCCGUCCCCACCCAGUUCGUCUCUACGAACGAUCUGCUCCCCACGCGGAACGCGCUCUCGACCAUGUUCGCCGCGAUCAAUCCUCUUACGGGCGCGCUCCCCGAGUCCGGUCCUCCGCUGAGCCAGCUCGGCAGCGACACCUAUCACGCCUGGACGCUCAUUGGCACGCACAACUACUACCUGUACUCGGGCGACGACGCGUGGCUGCAAACCGUGUGGGCGAAUUACACGAAGGCGGUCGGAUUCUUGGAGGGGAAGGUGGGGCCGGAGGGGCUCAUGAACGUCACUGGCUUGAGGGACUGGGCGCGGCUGGGCGGCGGGGGGAUCAACGCGGAGGGCAAUGCGUUGCUGUACCGGGCACGAGCACCUCUCGUCCUUGUCACUGCGGCGGACCUCGCGUCGCACGUGAACAGCACGGAGCUCUCCUCCGCGUGGGCGACGAAUGCGACGAAGCUCAAGGAGCGCUUCAACGACGUCUUCUGGCUCCCCAGCGCGGGGCUGUACAGGGACAACGACACCACCACGCUCUGCCCGCAGGACGCGAACUCCAUGGCUGUUCUGUACAACCUCACGACAUCUCCGGAGCAGGCAGACUCGGUCAGCAAGGGCCUCACGAAGAAUUGGAACAACCUCGGGCCGGUCGCACCCGAGCUCCCUGACACGAUCAGCCCGUUCAUUAGCGGACUUGAGCUGCAAGCGCACUUCGAGUCAGGGAACGACGAGCGCGCGUUGGACCUCCUCCGGCGCGAGUGGGGCUACAUGCUCUACACCAACAUAAGCGUCCAGUCGACUUUGCUCGAGGGCUUCACCGCAAACGGCUCGCUUUCCUACCGCAGCUACCGAGGGUACAACUACGACCCCGCAUAUACCAGCCACGCACAUGGCUGGAGCUCAGGACCCACCUCUGCGCUGACGUAUUACGUUCUCGGGCUAACUGUUACCUCGCCGCAAGGCCGCACUUGGCAGAUCGCGCCCCAUCUCUCUGGACUGUCCGCUGCGCAGGGUGGGUUCACGACCCCGCUUGGAUGGUUUGGGGCGAAGUGGUCAGCGGGGAAGCGUAGCUUCACGCUGCACGUGGAUGUGCCGGAAGGUACGACUGGGAUCGUGAAGGUUCCGGUCGCUGGGAAGGUCACUGUGAAUGGGAACUUGGCGCAGUCGAGCAGCGACGGGACGCUGGAGUUGGUUGGGGGAAAACAUAUCGUCUUCGUGUGGAGUUGAGCGAGAUCCGCGCUGUUGCUCGGUUGGAUAUGUUGUCUUUGCAAAUCCAACGAAAGUGUUUG
Dichomitus squalens LYAD-421 SS1 is the source of this 2417-nucleotide messenger RNA. Its product is annotated as Six-hairpin glycosidase. The record is from RefSeq and is a predicted model, not a curated record. The coding region runs from base 355 to 2355 and encodes 666 amino acids. Gene Ontology annotation, biological process: carbohydrate metabolic process. The transcript has 8 exons. Lineage: Eukaryota; Fungi; Basidiomycota; Agaricomycetes; Polyporales; Polyporaceae.